AUGGCCAAUCCCAAGUCCCUUCUCACCCUAACCUCUCUCUUCUCUCUCUUCCUUCUGACCCUCUCCUCCAAACUCACCCUCUCUCUCUCCCCAUUCCCCAACUACCCAGCUUCAGAUCCACUCCAAGCCCUCAGCUUCCAUGCCUCUGCCUCCAUUUCCAGAGCCCACCACAUCAAAAACUCCAGAAAACCCAACUCUUCUCUCACCCAAGUCCCUCUCUUUCCUCACAGCUAUGGCGACUACUCAGUCUCCCUCAACUUUGGGACACCCCCACAAACCUCUUCCUUCAUUAUGGACACAGGAAGCAGCCUUGUUUGGUUCCCCUGCACCAAACGCUACAUUUGCUCCAGAUGCCAAUUCCCAAACAUCAACCCAGCAAAAAUUUCAACUUUCAAGCCCAAACUCUCCUCCUCAUCCAAAAUCGUCGGCUGCCAAAACCCCAAAUGUGGUUGGAUUUUUGGCCCAGAAGUCAAAUCCAAAUGCCCAAAUUGCAACAACCCGAGUCCCCAAAACUGCUCGCAAGCCUGCCCAACUUACAUAAUCCAGUACGGUUCAGGCACCACAGCUGGGAUUUUACUUUCCGAGACACUCAAUUUUCCCAAGAAAAUUGUCCCGGAUUUUCUCGUCGGCUGCUCUUUCCUCUCGAUCCGCCAACCCUCUGGGAUUGCUGGGUUUGGCCGCGGACCACAAUCGCUGCCUGCCCAAAUGGGCCUCUCCAAAUUCUCCUACUGCUUAGUCUCUCACAAAUUCGACGACACCCCACAAAGCAGCGACCUUGUCCUCUACAGCAGCAGCAGUGGCAGCAGCUCAAGCUCUGAAGAAGAACCAACCAUCGCUGAAAGCCAGAGAAACAAAACCAGACUUCAAAGCUUGAGCUCCACCCCAUUUCAGAAAAACCCAGGUCCUCCAAACUCCGCUUUCCGCGAAUACUAUUACAUCAUGCUCAGAAAAGUCAUUGUGGGCAACAAGAACGUCAAAAUCCCCUACAAGUUUCUGGUUCCUGGAGCUGACAGCAGUGGCGGCACCAUAGUCGACUCAGGCUCGACCUUCACGUUCAUGGAGAAGCCGGUUUUCGAACUGGUGGCCAAAGAGUUCGAAGCCCAGAUGGCGAAUUACACAAGAGCCAAGGACUUGGAAAACAAAACGGGCUUAAGGCCCUGCUUCGACAUUUCAAAGGAGAAGAAAGUUGACUUCCCAGAAUUGGUCUUCCAAUUCAAAGGUGGUGCCAAGAUGGAAUUGCCAUUGACGAAUUAUUUCUCUCUGGUUUCAAGCCCGGGCGUUGUGUGCUUGACCAUUGUUACAGAUGGGGUUGUAGGUCCAGGCGGUAAUGGUGGACCUGCGAUUAUUUUGGGCAAUUAUCAGCAGCAGAAUUUUCAUGUGGAGUAUGAUUUGCAGCAUGAGAGGUUUGGGUUUCGAAAACAGAGCUGUAAAUAA
Prunus armeniaca (apricot) is the source of this 1434-nucleotide messenger RNA. The record is from the annotation of a GenBank genome assembly. NCBI's taxonomy places the organism in Eukaryota, Viridiplantae, Streptophyta, Magnoliopsida, Rosales, Rosaceae.